Messenger RNA from Contarinia nasturtii (swede midge), 7725 nucleotides. RefSeq names its product mothers against decapentaplegic homolog 6 (gene Dad). The transcript is spliced from 6 exons. Gene Ontology annotation, cellular component: heteromeric SMAD protein complex. Gene Ontology annotation, biological process: BMP signaling pathway; anatomical structure morphogenesis; SMAD protein signal transduction. NCBI's taxonomy places the organism in Eukaryota, Metazoa, Arthropoda, Insecta, Diptera, Cecidomyiidae. Gene Ontology annotation, molecular function: transcription regulator inhibitor activity; I-SMAD binding. The record is from RefSeq and is a predicted model, not a curated record. The coding region runs from base 2708 to 4135 and encodes 475 amino acids.
AAAUAAUCAUGAAAUAGAACCAUAAUCGAGCAAAAUAAAAAAAAAAAAUAAAGAAAAGAAAACGAUACAACAAACCGAUAUAUUUAGGCGUGUGCGGCUUACAAUUAAAAUCAUAUAGAAUAAUCUAUAUGGUAACCAUCGAUACAGUUUAUUUCUCAAUUAAAUUUGAAAUAUCAUCGACAACAACUGAAUGAAAUUUAUAGAAAAAAAAGAGACUCAAUCAAACAACACAGAUUUGAGAGUGAAAGAGACAAUGAAAUGAAAUAAUCGUAGCAAAAGUCUAUCGAUUAAACGAGGUUAAAAUACACGAGCAUGAGAAAGACAGCGAGUGUGCUGUAAGAAAAAAAAAUUAUAACGUAAACGAACUGGGCUGUUUGAAUUAAUCAAUAGAAGCCAAAAAACACUGAAGUUUUUCUCAAUGGAAAUGAAGAAAUGUUUAUACUUUAAAUGUAGUUGAUUAUGGUGCUGACGACAUUUAACCAUCGCCGAAUAACCCGCUUACGAAGAAAAUAAAUAAACAUUCAAGUGAUGAAACUGAGAGAACAACAACCAAAUUGACCAAAAGUGGUGUGACGUGAAAUAAACGUUUUAUUUUUUUUUACGGUGAAUUGUAAUUUUAACAUAUCGUGCGCCACACACAAACAAAGUAAAUAGUAAUCAUCAUCAUUGAGAGGCAUAUCGAUCAUAAACAAAAAUUGAUUCAAUUCAUUCGGAAUUGAGACAGACAGGGGGGUAAAAGUAGCGGAAAAUUCUCAGUGAGAUCAAUAGCCCUGAAUGCGCUGAAUGCAUUCUAAUCAAUUGUGCAAUUUAAGCGGAUUGAUGAUAGACACACACACACACUCAUCUAUAUGUGUGUAUGAACUAGUUUGAUUUGAUCGAACACAGUGAAGCAGAAAGAGAGAACACCAAUUGCAAAUAUUCUCGCCGAAUUUCAGCAGGAACAAAAGGAGCAAAUAUAAAAAUCAUCAUAUCACUAUAUUCAUUAUAUACAAUUUUUCAUUUGUUGCAAUCGAAACAAAACCGACUUUUUUUUUCUUGUUGUUGUUGGUCGAACAGCGAAUUGUUUACGAACGCCGCCGUGAUUUACUUCGGUUCGAUUAUCCCUUGGCUAUUUGGUGUCGAUUAAAUUAAAUACGAAACAAUGCGGCGACGAUAACGAGAUUGAUGCGAAUACUUUGACUGAUGAUUUAUUUGAAUACAGCACAUACACAUGCAUAAAUUGUAUAACAAAACUGAAACGAGCAUAUUUUUGAAUAAACUUUGAGGAAUCAAUUGAAGAUUGAUUGAAGACCAGUCGCUCUCUCAACCAAUCGAUUGUCGGAUUUUCAUCAAUUUCGAUGUACUGUACAUGUUGUGUGUAAGAGAAAGAGAGUGCAAAAACUAUCUGAUUGUUGCGCGCGCGAGUGCUAUAGUGAGUAAAAAGUCAAAUGAAUAUAAAAAAAAUCACUGCUUUGAAUGCGAAAUACUGAAAUAACAUUUUUUUUAAAAAAAAAGAGGCAAAGAACGAUCAAAAAAUCAUCAGAUACAUGUGUGCGUAUACGUUUAAGCAUCUCUAAACGUCAGAAAGACAAAAACGAAACAAAAUUGAAAGAAGAAAAGAAAAAUAAACUUGCUUAUAAACAUAUAAGACGCUAUAGCGCGCUUUACACAUAACAGAUACUGAAGAAAAUCGUGCAGUAAUAUGUAUGUUACGCCACGUAUGUGAAUUCUGACUGUGAGUAGUAUAUGAGCAUUGUGAGUGUGACAGAGCAAAAUACAAACGGCAAAAAAAAUAAAACACCAACAAUAAAACGACAGCAGCAACAACAACAACAACAAUACUACAUAUCCGAUAGCAAGAGUCCAUCGCAUACGGUGUCGAAUACGCUGUUCCGUACAAUAGCUAAAUGUAUCUAAGUUUUUAUGUAAGGAAAUAUGCGCACACAUCGCGAUUGUGAUGAUAUAUAAAUGUGCAUUGACUUAUGUGUGUGUGCGCCGUGCAUGUUGUGAGUGGCGGAGAAUCUCGUCGAAAAGAAAUUCGGUCUAACUUAAAGACAAUGACAUUACGAGCAACAAAAAUAUUGGAACUUAUUUUCGCUCAUUUGAACACUAUAUGAUUGUUACUUUUUACAUAUAGAUUUCAUUUUUUAUUUCGUGCAAAAUUAAGGAAUUUUUAUAGCGAAAAUUGUCUAUUGCCGAUUCCAAAUAGUCAAUUAUAAUUCAUUUUGCUGAUUUGCCGCCGAUAGUUAGGUAGAAUUGUUUUUUUUUUUCUGUUCGAGUUGCAUUAUCACAUGAAAUGAACCAUAUCACAACGAAUUGCAUUGCAAGAGAAACGUAAACAUAUCAAUCGCAAUUGUGAAUAUCAAAGCAAAAAAAAGCAACAAGUUAAUAAAUAAAGUUGGAAAGAAAUAAUAAAAGAAAAAUCGAAAAUAAAGAAAUUAUCAAAUUUGUGUGUCAGUGUGAAUUUGUCUAGCCUACCCUCUCACUCCCCUCACACUCAAGUCAAGCCAAUUAUAAAAGAAACUAAUUUGAAUUUGAAUAUAUAUCUUCCUUGAUUUAUUUCUUUCGAAAAGACACAAACACAAUUUACGCAAAAAUCGAAACAUCGACAAAAACAAAAAUAAUAAAUUUCAAAUGGUGCAUCGCAUCCACAUUGUGUGUUGCAAUCAAAACGAUCAACAAAUUAAAAGCAACAUACGUAGUGAUUGUGGCCGCGGUGUUUUGUGGUAUGAGCGAAAAAAUUCUAAUAAACAACGAAAGCGAACCAAGUGUACCGUUAAAUAAUAAUUAUUAUCAAAGAAAUGAUAACGAAAAUAGUACAAUAAAUAAAUGUUACCAAUGCUCCCCCAUGUUCUUUCAACGGAAACGAAAUUUGAAACGACUAUGGGGUUUAGCCACAACAACAGCCUCAAGUCUGAAUCAAGAGCAAUUGGAUCAACACCAACCGCAUUCGAUGCAGUCGGCACAUCAUUUACAUCAUCAUCAUCAUCACAAUCACCACAAUCACCAUCAUCAGCAACAACAACAACCUCAUCAACCGAAUCAAAAAUGCCCGCCGCGCUCAUGCAAUCCAAUAAAAUUCGACUGUGGAGGCAGUUGUUUGUGUGGCAACUCAAAUGCCGAUGGAAACAGCAGCGACUGCAGCAGCAUCGCAACAUCAGCUCAAUACCAAUUAAAUCCCGCCACAAUGCAAACAACAAAUUUGUAUCAAAUGUUCUAUGCGCUCACCAAAAAAUUAAAAGAAUCACAGGUGGACACCCUGUGCCAAGCGGUAAAAUAUGGAACGUACGAUGGUCAAACGACAAAUUGUGUUUUAGUGCCGAGACUAUUAAUCGAAGACCAAGAUCCGCAUGUUAUUGCAUGCCGUUUGUGGCGAUGGCCCGAUCUACGUUAUGCAAUCGAAUUAAAACGGAUACCAUCGUGCCCAAACGAAAUAGAUCCCGUCUAUAUUUGCUGCAAUCCGACACAUUGGUACCGGAUAUGUCGAACAGAUUCACCUCCACCUCCCUAUUCACUAUUUGCCAUGGAAAGACUGAAGCCCGAAGAUCGAGCACCAAGCGAAGAACGUGUACGUGAUCCUAGUAUUUUUCCAGGGUCACUAAGUACCGAUGGUGAAGACAAAUCAUCGUCGGGUUGGUGUCAGUUGGCAUAUUGGGAACAAUCGCAACGAGUCGGUCGCUUAUUUCCUGUAGAAAAUCCGGCUGUGAAUAUAUUCGCUGAACAAACGCGAGGCGAUGGCUUAUGUCUAACAACAUUGGCAAUGCAACGAUUGUCAGCUACACCGGACGUUGUUCUGAAAGCCAGACAAAAAAUUGGUCUAGGGGUGACAUUAAGUCGAGAGUCGGAUGGUGUGUGGAUAUAUAAUCGUUCAUCGGCACCAGUUUUUGUACAUUCACCUACACUUAGUGAUAUUGAUUCGAGAUCUGUGCUCGUUUAUCGGGUACCACCUGGCCAUUGUCUUCGUGCUUUUGAUCAUGAUAAGGCUGCAAAGGAGUCUUAUGCUUGGCCAACAUCAAUUGCUGGCAAUGAAAUUGGUCCAGUCGACAAUUAUAGUGUACGCAUAAGUUUUGCCAAAGGCUGGGGUCCCAACUAUUCUCGAUUAGAAGUAAUAUCGUGCCCGUGUUGGUUAGAAGUAUUGCUGAGCCCAUGUCGGUGACACAUUGUAAAACAAUAUCCUAGGAAAACUGUUUGCACUCUUUGAGAGUUAUUUCACAUCUUUGGCCCACCAUCUCAGUUCAAACGAAAAUGGAAAUUGUUAUAUUUCGGCUUGACCGUAAUCGCAUGACCCAAUUUUGUUUUUUUGUUUUUUAAAUUGUGGUGGAUGAUAAAUAAAUAAUUGCAGUUUAUAUAGAGAGACAAACAGAGGAAAAGAAAAAUUAAUAAGAAAAUGUUCAGCGAUAUAUUUAUAUGAGUAAGCGAAAUUAUAUUAUAUAUAAAUGAGCCAUUCAAAGAAUUCUAAGCACACAAGCAAUCAGUCGAUUUGUUUUAAAUGAGUGAUGCCUACUACUGUAUACACAAACAACGUGUUGAUAAAAAAAAUCAUACCACGAAAUUAAUGAAAAAUUGAUAAUAGAAAAAAACGAAUAUGUAUGAACGAAUUAAAAAGAAUACAUGGUUUUCUUAUUAAAAUGCCCGGAAUACAAUACUGCAAAAAAUGGGAACUUUUUUUAGUAAUUAGUAUUUUACCGUUAUUGUCCGUUUUUUUUUCAUUUGUCAUCACUACCCCUCGCCCACAUACACCACACACCACACGGACAUACUUUUAAGAACUCCUCGAAGAAGUUUUUUGAAGCUCUUUUGUCGAUAUGAACUUUGGAUGAAUAAUAAAUAGUCAAUUUGAUAAUAACGAAAUUUUUUAAUGCGUACGACUGCAAUCGGGUAGUUUGCAGUAUCAGUUAAAAGAAAUAUGUUGUUCCAUACAAUGUAUAACAGAAAAACGGAAAAAAAAAUUUAAAUAAAAAAUCAUUUUACUUCGAUCGAACAGAAUUUUGUUAACUGACGUGACUGUUGCUAAAAAAUCAAUUAUAUAAAUCGAUACUCAAAACCCAACAACAACAAAAUAAAACAAGAAAUCAAAUUAAUUGUAUAACCGGUAAAUUUGUUUAGAUGAGCUUAAAUGUACCAGUUUUAUAUUCAUUUUGUUUUGUAUAAAUCUGAACGCCUAAUAAUGAAUUAAAACAAGAAGAAAAGAGGAAAAAAACCUUAACGAAGAUGAAAAUAGGGGAAAACAAUGAGGACUCUCAAACAUUUAAACAAAACAAAAUACUUAGAGAAACUAUUGAACUGUGAAAGUGCCUAUGAAUUUUUCUUUUUAUUUUAUUCAAUAAAUGAAAAGAAAGAAAACUUUUAGAAAACAACAACACAUAAUUAAAAAGAAAAACAAUGAUGACACUAUUUAAAUGCUUUAUUCCGAGAAUGUCAAUUGGAUUAAAUAGCGAAUUGUUUUGAAAAUGUGUAUGAAAAAAUGUCAUUUGAUUUUCUUCUCACCAGAAGUUUCUCAUGCUUAUAAGCAUGUUUAAAAUGUGUACAAAAAGAAUUACAUGAUUAAUUUUAGAUUUAUUAUUGAGUUCAAGAUGAGAGAAAAAGAAAAUCAAAGAAGCAAACAAAUAUUUUUUAAAGAAAACUGAAUUGAAUUGAAAAAAAUGAAAUGAUUAAAAUCAAAUGUUCCACAAUAAUAAUGAAACAAAAGGCAAAACAGUGUAUAUUUAAGUAUGAAUUCGCAUGAAUAAUCAAGUAUUGUUUUUUAUUUUCUCAAAUGUUCGUUGGAAUGUGUAAGAAAAGAGGAGGAUUUCAUGAUAAAGCUCACGAAUAAUUUUAAAUUUCGUUAUGUGUUAAUGGUUCAUGUGGAAGCUUCCAACUUAGCAAGUUAUAAUUCAAUCCUUUUUUCUUUCUUCUACUUUUUCGUUAUUUUUUCUCGCUUCAUCACAUUUAUCUUUUCAACAUCAUCAAACUAAAAAAAAGCAUACUUCAUUCAUUAUCGAUAAAAUGCAAAACGAAAUAAAGCAUAGACUUGAUGCUGUAGUUUGUUUGGCUAAAAGCGCAUUUAUUUAGUCAAAAACAAAGAAUUUAUACGAAAUGAUGACACACAUGCAUCGUGUAUGCAUUCGUUGAAUGGGCAAUCGCAUUGUGUUUGUGCCAUUUCAAACCAUUGUUAACCAUUCGAUAUGCAAUACCCGAUGAUAUGAUUUGUUACGUUCAAGAGAUCGCUCAAGGCGCAUUCUCACAUUGACACAAUAUUUUUAUUAAAAUUGGCUUUACUCGUAUUAAAGAAAAAGUAUUGUGGUUUCAAAAAAGAAAAAGAAAACAGUGAACUCAUCAUCGCAUAUUCAUUCAUUUCGCCAGAGAAACUAACCAUUGAAAAAAAAUCGCUUUUUAUUUUCUAUUCAUCGUACCUUUUUACAAUAACACAUAAUCGCAUACAUUUCGCGCUUCAAAUGACUCCUCUCUAAAUAUAAGCGACACAGGCCAGUUCAAGCAUUUAUUUUAAUUGGUUAUCUAGUUGAUUUUCUUCUUCUUUUCCAUCGAUUAAGACACACAGAAAAUAUAGCAAACACUUUGCUGGAGCCCACAUCGAUCACUUGAUUCUAUAUCGAUUUUUACGCACUCAUCAAUGUUUUUCAUCUCUUUCAACAGCAUUCGAACUCACAAGAUAAAAGAAAAUUACAGAACAAAAGUGCAAAACAACUAAAUAAAUAACACUUUUAAUUUAUAAUCGAAUCAUGCAGAUGCAAAUCAAAAUACAAAAAAUACUGUUUUGUUGUGCCAUAAUAAAAGUAACCGAAAAUAAUUACUUUUCUUUUGUAAUAAAGUACGUAAUUUAUUGUCAUUGUCUUUGUUUGGAAUCUUCCACUUGUGUAUGUUUCAUUUAUAGAAAAAAAAAGAAGGAAAUAAGACAGUUGUCAUUUGAAGUUCAACUGUUCGGAAAAUGUCAAUUUUAAUGAACGAAAUAUUAAAACGAAAAGAAAAAACACACAGAGAGAUGUAAAAUUAGUAAUUACAAUUGAUAUUAUACGCCAAAAGAUUUUAUCAGACAUUUUUUUUUGCUCGACAUAAAUGACGUGAUUUUAAGCAAUGGUGUAAUUAAAUCGAAAUCAACGAAUUGUUGGCGUGAAAAACAAAUCGUGCAUACGGAAUAUAAUUUAUAUGUAAAUCGAUCACAAUUUCUUUUUCAUUCCAAAUCAAAACGAAUUCAACCAAUCGUGCGAAAAGGGUUACCUUUUCAAAUUAGCAUUCUCGUUUAAAAUAUGGUGGUAUUUGCAUUUUAUUGCAAUCUUUCCAGUGUAGUUUCCAUUGGUGAUGGAACCGAAUUUCAGCGAUAUUUUGAAACCGAAAAUGUGUGAAAUAUGCGAAUUUCAUCGAAAUUAAGCCAAUUUAAUGAUUCAUUUUUCCGAAUCACAUUUUAUAGCUUCAGUUCUUCAAAUUUAAUGCCAUCUCACGUCAUUUAUUUGAAAGUAUAAAAAAAAAUCGAGUGAAAUCGUUGGUUUCAAAACAAUACAAGAAGAAUGAAUAAAAAUGGGAUUAAAAUGGGACCAUAAGUACACAUUUUUGUUCAUUUUAAUAAAUUAGUUGAGUCUUUAUUUAUUGUAAAAAAAAAACAAAAUCAAGUAAGAAAUGAAUUAAAACUUUGCAAAACGAAAAAAAUCACAAGUUGAACACUAAAAGUCAGCAUUUGCGAGAUUGAAGGCACAGCCUUUAACCUUGUAUGAUACGAAGUAUUUGAAAACAAAUUAAACAAAAAAAAAAUAU